Daktulosphaira vitifoliae (grape phylloxera) is the source of this 1131-nucleotide messenger RNA. RefSeq lists its product as uncharacterized. Bases 1 to 1131 code for a protein of 376 amino acids. Lineage: Eukaryota; Metazoa; Arthropoda; Insecta; Hemiptera; Phylloxeridae. The record is from RefSeq and is a predicted model, not a curated record. The transcript is spliced from 3 exons.
AUGUUCACUAGAAGGAGAGUGGGACUGGACAGCCUGGACACUCUUACUCUGAAUGGACAAGAAAUUAGCUUAAAAUCAGAAGUAAAAUACUUAGGUAUUAUCUUGGAUAGUAAGCUAAAAUGGAAAUCACAUGUUGAGUCAAGAAUCAAAAAAGCAAUGACCACAUUGUGGACUUGCAGCAGAGCCUUGGGAAAGACAUGGGGUCUUAAACCAAGAGUUAUGUAUUGGUUGUACACGUCAGUGAUUAAACCUAUGAUAUUGUACGGUGCCCUAGUCUGGUGGACCAGAACAGCACUCAUUACAGCUAGGAAAGAACUUAGUCGCAUACAGAGAAUGGCUGCUAUUGCCAUCACUGGAGCAUUAAGAACUACACCAACGGUCGCAUUAGAGGCACUAAUUGGAUUGCCUCCUCUGCAUCUAGAGGUGAAAGCUCACGCCAAAGCUACAGCACUAAGAUUCCACAACUUAGGUAUGUGGACUUUGGAGAGUGAUACAACAGAACAUGGUAAAAUACUAAAAGAGAUAGACAAGGGCUUUUUAGAAUACCCCUUGGACUAUAUCAAACCGGUUCUUAAGAAUAACAUUCCCUACAAAGUGGAGAUCACUACACGUAUAGAAUGGAAUAUUAACCACCUGACUGACAAAGGAGGAUUUGUGAUAUAUACAGAUGGAUCCAAAAAAUCAGGAAAGGUAGGUGCUGGAAUUUGGGGCUUAAAGCCACGAAUAAAUGUCAGUAUGUCAUUGGGCACAACACCCUCUGUUUUCCAAGCAGAGGGUAAUCGUUCAGCGUCCGACCAGAACCCAAGCUUAAACGAGUUAUCCGAGAAAAAGUCAGAAAGAACAUAUCCGCAAGGUAAAAGUGACUCUUUUAGCUCAGCCAAGAACGGUAAAAGAGCAAAAACUUAUCCGGAGAUUGUAGCUCUUUCCGACAUUAAAACCUGGCAAUCCGAAGAUGCAACUUUUGCCCAACAGCCAGCAGCAAGGAAAAGCCCGCUCAUCUCACCGAUUAGCCGUCGAAACUGCGACGAUGAUGCGCCAACAGGCGAUGCAUUAACUAUAGAUCUUGUGGAUUUACUGUUUUCAAAAAACACCGGUGUUUAUUCAGUAUCAGAUUUGCACGCAUCAAAAUAA